Molecule: messenger RNA, 342 nt
Organism: Rasamsonia emersonii CBS 393.64
Lineage: Eukaryota; Fungi; Ascomycota; Eurotiomycetes; Eurotiales; Trichocomaceae
Exons: 2
Source: RefSeq, a predicted model, not a curated record
AUGGACGGCAAUCAUUCGGGAGUCACUUGGUUCGAUGAAGACAGGUGGAUCGGAUCUGAAGUCACGUUUGGGGAACCCCACCCAUCAAGAUGGAGGCUCAACCGGAAACUUGCUGAAAGUGAAGAUUGCGCUACUGAAUCUGAUGUCAAGGAGUGUAUGAUGGCCUCUGAAGCCCGCGGUGUCUUUGUGUGUUCGAGUAUUGAUGAUCCAACCCAAGAGGCUGUGGUUAAGAUUCGGAUGCACACAGCAUUCAAGUCUCGUCAAGCGAGGGCAAGGCAGGCAGAGCCGGACAUGAGGGUAACGUCACAAAGAGAGGUCAGCGCCCUUGAACAUCUGACUGCA